GACAUUGAAGUGUUUCUGGCGAUCAGGGUGGCCCAAGGAAUAGCCUCCCCGGGGUGCAGAAGAAAUGGCCGCUGAAUCAUUUAGUUUGUGCUUUUGCAUAGUCACACAAGCAACGUUUAAAGCUUGAAGGUCCCGCGGGUCUGUAUGUGUGUGUGUGUUUUUCUGACUGGCGGUCUGGUUCCACAGAUUUAAUCUCAAGGAAUUUCUGGCAUGCCAAGCAGAGACAUUGUUAUGGGUAGGUGGGGGAGUGUAAUGGUGCAACGGGAAGAUUUUAAGAGCCACAUACCCACGACUCGUUUCGCCAGUGAAAGAUAUAUCGCCCAGGCCAUGGGACUCUGCAUGGCACUAACAGUAGGCGAGUGAUGUGACAGCAGCCGUUCUUCGGGACAGGUUUUCAGGUGUCACGUGCCCCCCGACGUCCCUCCCCUUGCUCCACUCGGAGUGGCUGAGCCUGAAAUGGAAGGCAACUGCAAGUUUUUUAGCAAAUCUAAAGCUCGGGAGGAGCCUCGGGGACUUUCUCCCACCCCAACCCCCACCCAAAUGCACCCAACCCGUUCUCGAUUCACUUGAUAAAAAGCUGGAGAGGGCAGUCAUCCGGAGCAUUUGGCAGAUGCUCUCACCCUCGCUCCCUUCCUCCCUACCCCUGUCCCUCAAAACAAAGUCAAUAUUCCCAGACCUGGUUUUAAUUCGGGAUACCUUACACUAUUGAGGGUAUUUCAACCAGAACCUGGGAUAGGAGUGGUCGAGGAGAGCGGUGUGAGUAUGUGGGUACAGCAGGCAUCGGGAUGGGACGGUGUAAUAUGGCACGGAGCAGUCCUUUCAAACGUCCUGAUAAGAACGAAGCAGCAGCCCUAUGCCCCAACAGCCCAGCAAAUGACUCCACCAAGUCCGAACACCAAUAGUAGCAGUAACAGCAGCAGCGUCGCAGGGGAGCAGCUGAGUAAAACCAACCUGUACAUCCGCGGGCUCCACCCUGGCACGACUGACCAGGACCUUGUCAUGCUCUGCCAACCGUAUGGCAAAAUAGUUUCCACAAAAGCCAUUCUGGACAAGACAACCAACAAGUGCAAAGGCUAUGGGUUUGUGGAUUUCGAUAGUCCCGCGGCUGCACAGAAGGCAGUGUCUGCGCUGAAGUCCAGUGGGGUACAAGCCCAGAUGGCAAAGCAACAAGAGCAGGACCCGACAAACCUGUACAUCUCCAACCUGCCGCCAUCCAUGGAUGAGCAGGAGCUGCAGAAUAUGCUCAAGCCCUUUGGACAAGUCAUUUCCACCAGGAUACUGCGGGAUGCCAAUGGUGCCAGCCGAGGGGUUGGUUUCGCAAGGAUGGAAUCAACAGAGAAGUGUGAAGCAAUCAUUGCUCAUUUCAACGGGAAAUUCAUUAAGAUGCAGCCAGGAGUUCCAGCUCCUUCAGAACCUCUGCUGUGCAAGUUUGCAGAUGGUGGACAGAAGAAACGACAGAAUCAGAACAAGUACCUGCAGAAUGGCAGAGCCUGGCCCAGAGACGGAGAGCCGGGUACAAUGACACUGACCUAUGACCCAACCACUGCUUUGCAAAAUGAAUUUUAUUCCAGUCCAUACAGUAUUGCGCCUAACAGGAUGAUCGCACAGACAUCUAUUACACCCUACAUCACCUCACCUGUUUCCUCAUUUCAGGUCCAUAACCCCUCCUGGAUGCACCAUCAAUCAUAUCUUAUGCAGCCUAUGGGAACAGUAAUAACCCCCACAAUGGACCACACCAUGUCGAUCCAACCCACGUCAAUGAUGGGACCAUUAACCCAACAGCUUAGUCACCUCUCCCUGGGCAGCACUGGCACGUACAUGCCAGCCACCACGGCAAUACAAGGGACGUACAUUCCCCAGUACAACCCAAUGCCUCCCUCCAACGUAUCUGUUGAGGAAACCAGUGGCCAGCAGCAGCAGGUUGCUAUGGAAACGUCCUCUGAACCUGCAAGCUAUUCCUACCAGCACAGCAAGUAAACCCGAGAUGUGAGACUGAGAACGUGAAAGAAUCAGCUCUCCUGAAUCGCUGUGAACCAAACUCCUCUGGAGAGAGAAAACACAAAGAGAAAUUUUUUUGCACAAGAUUUGGAAACAAAAAAAACACACACAAAAGUUUUUCCUUUUAUUUGUAAGACAUUCAAGAAAGAAAAAAAAUACACAGCUAUUUUGAUAAAACUUUCUACUUCAGUUAAGCAGACAUACCAAACCGGUGGCAGAAUGUGGAAAAGAGGUUUAUUUUGAUACAGGAAAGAGAGCUUAUUUUUUUGGAAGUGCAUCUAUUGCAAAUCAUUAUUUAAGCAUUCUGAAACUGCUCAGAGUGAGAGAGGAGAAUAUUACACAUCAAAUGUCUUUUUAACCGUGAUUAGUUUUUUUUGGUUUUGUAAAAUAUCCAGGUUCUGGCCUUCACUUGGUGAAAGCUUUGGCCAUGUACAGUUGCAAUGAUUUGAUUUAUCUGUUGCUGCAUUGCAAUGCUGUAGUGUUUAGUGCCAUUUCAGGUUUCUCCUUUUUAAUGACCUCUGUGGGAACACGCUAACCAAAAUUCAAAAAGAAAACACAACUUCAAAUUACCGCUUCUCUUCAUCGUGCUCCUUUACAAAUUACUGCUUCCUCCCCUCACAGAUUGAGUAACAAUUGUCACCACGAUUACACUUUUAAUUAGUGGCCUCUGUUCUUUAAAAAAAACAGUAGCUUCGAGGACUGAGUUAAGCAUCUUCAGCCUUGAAAGUGGAUUGAGGUCCCAAACCAUAAAGAUUUGCAAGACAGAAGGCCAUUCAGUUCAAAACAUUCAGACUGUUCAAUUGAUGCCACACGCCUGCUUUUCUGCUACCACUACCCCUACCAGCGAACCUUGCACUUCCUUCCUUUUCCAAUACAUUCUCUUGGGUAGUUAUGAUUGAGAUUCAGUGUCUCUUGUUGUAUUUCAUUGCAUUUUGAUGACAGUUCUUAUAUGGCCUCCACCAUACCACAAUCCCCUCAUUGGUAAAAUUGGUACAAGAGGGUAAAGGCCCAGUAACUGCCCUACUGUUGCCACCAAUGUCUCUGGGAUUUCACAGGGUGAGGUUUAUGCACUUGAUGCUCAGCAAUUUCAGAGGGAAUCAUAGCGCUCCAAUCAACGAGAGCCUUUAGGAUUUAACUGGAUUCUAUAAAAGGGGAGUUAAGUCACCAGAGAAUGAAUAGAUUAAAAGGGAUUUUCCUUGAUAGCUUGUUACAAAAGUCCCCUUUAGGUCUGAGUUGAGUAUGCGUGAUAUAAAAGAAGCAGAAAGCUUCCGUAAAGAGUGAACCAGAGGCAGGAAAGGAUCAUGCUCACUUAGACAGCCAAAUGGAAUUCCAGUGUCAGAGGCCCUCAUGUUGGCCUGGUGCAUUGUGGGGGAAAUAAGCCCACAACUAUGGCCCAUGCUGGUAAGUUUAUCGUGGAUUAUCCUCUGCUGUUUUGAAGAACACAACAAUAAACAAGUUGUUAUGUUUACUUCUCUGCAAUUCUCAAUAUUAAUCAAGCUCCAUCAUUUAGAGUCUAAAUUUGUUGUUGAGAGAGGCAGGGAGAACUGUGUGAGUUUUCUCAGGGCUCGUUUUAAGCAACUCACCACCUUUGGCUUUGCAGGUUCUGAUCACUAACCAAUAGGUAAAUAUAAGCAGAGCCUUUUUACUAACUUGAGCACUACUGCUGUUUAGAAGAAUACUGCUGUUUAGAAGAAUAGUUUAAGGGAUUUGGAUGGGAUUACAGUGAUGGCUGCAGAGACUCACAGUAUAAGUAAGCAACCAUACGGUGAAAAGAGAACCUUUUGUGUUUGUGAAUGGAUCAGUCAGGUAGCUUCGGUCUGUGUCUGAGUAUAGUUGACAUUGACUACCUGUGCUAGAUUACUAGAGAAUGUCCAGUGUUGUACGUGACCAGAUUUGGACAGUACCCUCUGGGAACAACAGGUUGGGAAGUGUGUGGAAGCCUGCGAGGGGCGCAGCCACAGGAUGGAGCCCUUUCACUUUCUCAGCCUGCGGUUGUGAGCUACACUGCAAAUCAGCUCACAUACAUUUCUUUGUCAAUUAAAAGAUGACAUUCCCAGCAGGGAUACACGUAGAACAUAGAACAAGACAGCACAGGCAGAGGACCUUUGAGCCACCAUGAUGUGCCAAACUAAUUAAACUAGUAAUUCAAUGUUCAGCUAAUUCAGCUGCCUACACCAUGUCCGCAAGAUCAGGCCAUUUGGCCCAUUGAGUCUAAUGUUCAUUUAUUAUUAUCAAAGUAUACAACUUGAAAUUCUUCUUCUCCAGACAGCCAUGAAACCAAGAAAGGAAAGAAUGGCAUCACGCUCAUCAACCCCAUCCCCCCCCAAUCCCUCUUUCCCACAGAAAAAAAAACGGAAGUUUGCUCCACCAUUUCAUUAUGACUGAUUUAUUUCCCUCUUAACCCCAUUCUCCUGCCUUCUCUCCAUAAUCUUUCAUGUCCUGACCUAUCAAGAAUCUUAUCAACCUCUCCCUUAAAUAUACCCAAUAACCUGGCUUCCACUGCUGCCUGUGGCAGCGAAUUCCAUAGAUUCACCAUCCUCUGGCUAAAGAAAUUCCUCCUAAUCUCCAUUUUAAAUGGACAUCCCUCUUUUCUGAGGAUAUGCCUCCUGGUCCAAGACCACCACCCCCCCCACCCACUAUAAGAAACAUUCUCUCCACAUCCACUCUAUUUAGGCCUUUCAGCAUUCCAUAGAUUUCAAUGAGAUGCUCUCUCAAACACUUGUCAUUUCAUGAGCCUUUCAUUCCCAGAAUCAUUUUUGUGAACCUCCUUUGAUCCCUCUCCAAUGUCAGCAUAUUCUUUCUUAGAUAAGGGGCCCAAAACAUUACUCUAAAUGAAGCCUCACCAGUGCCUUAUAAAGCCUCAGCAUUACAUCCUUGUUUUUAUAUUCUAGUCCUCUCAAAAUGAAUGUUAAUAUUGCACUUGCCUUUCUCACCACCUGCAAGUUAGCUAAGUUAAAGUCUUGUCCCGAGCCUUAUAGACUUAUCAGGCCGGUGCUUAUGCCGGUUUCUGUGGUGUGAAGCAACAGAGUAUGAGACUCCCCCUCCUGGAUAGGAUGCCAAUCUAUCGCAAGGUUAACCCCCAGCAUUCAGCUGGGUGGACUGGAGCAUUGUGUGGUUAAGUGCCUUGCUCAAGGACACAACAUGCUGCCUCGGCUGGGGCUCGAACUCACGACCUUCAGGUCGCUAGUCCAACACCUUAACCACUUGGCCACGUGCCACACCUGCAUGUUAACCAUUAGGAAAUCCUGCACAAGGACUCCCAAUUCUCUUUGCAUCUCGAAUUUUUAAAUUUUUUUCUCCCCAUUUUAAAACAGUCUACAUUUUUAUUCCUUAUACCAAAGUGCAUGACCACACACUUCCCGACACUAUGUUCCAUCAGCCAUUUCUUUGCCCAUUACUGUCUAAGUCCUUCUGCAGCCUCCCUGCUUCCUCAAUGCUACCUGCCCCUCCACCUAUCUUCAUAUUGUUUGCAAACUUGGCCACAAAGCCAUCAGAUCCAUCAUUCAAGUCAUUAACAUAUAACAAUCUCAACAGAGACCCCUGUGGAAUACCACUAGUCAUUGGCAGCCAAUCAGAAAAGCUCUUUUUAUUCCCUGUCUUUGCCUCCUGCCAAUCAGCUAAUGCUCCAUCCAUGCUAGUAUCUUUCCUGUAAUACCACGGCCUCCUAUCUUGUCAAGCAGCCUCAUGUGUAGCACCUUGUCAAAGGCUUUCUGAAAAUACCAGCGCACAACAUCCACGGAAUUUCCUUUGUCUACCCUGCCUGUUAUUUCAUCAAAGAAUUCCAACAGAUUUGUCUGGCAAGAUUCUUGACUUUGACCUAUUUUAUCACGUGCCUCCAAGCACGCUGAAACCUCAUCCUUUAUAAUGAAAUCUAACAUUUUCCCAACCACUGAAGUCAGGGUAACUAGCCUGUAAUUUCCUUUCUGCUGCCUCUCUCCCUUCUUAAAGUCUGGAGUGACAUUUGCAAUUUUUGAGUCCUCUGGAACCAUGCCAGAAUCUAGUGAUUCUUGAAAGAUCGUUACUUAUGCCACCACAAUCUCUUCAGCUACAUCUUUCAGAAUCCUGGGGUGUAGUCCAUCUGGUCCAGGUGACUUAUCUACCUUCAGACCUUUCAGCUUCCCAAGCACUUUCUCUCUAGUAAUAGCAACUGCACUUAUUUCUGUCCCUAUCACUCUCAAACAUCAGGCAUACAGUUAAGAGUCUUCCAUAAUGAAGAUAGAUGCAGAAUAGUUAUUCAAUUCAUCCCCCAUUUCCUUGUCUCCCAUUACUAGCUCUCCAGCAUCAUUUUCCAGUGGUCAGAUAUCUAAUCUCACCUCUCUUUUACUCUUUAUAUAAAUCUUUUGGUAUCCUCUUUGAUAUUAUUGGUUAUCUUACCGUCAUAUUUAAUCUUUUAUCUCCUUACAGCUUUUUUAGUUGUUUUCUGCUGGUUUUUAAAAGCGACCCCAUUCCUCUAACUUCCCACUAAGUUUUGCUCUAUUAUAUGCCCUCCCUUUUGCUUUUAUAAGCUGGCCGGUGGUGUAGUGGCAUCAGCAUCGGACUUCAAGGCGAGUGGUCCCGGGUUUGAAUCCGGCCAGCUCCUUGCACAUUUUCCAUCUGUGCUGAGUUGAGCAUUGAGCUAGCAAAUCAGCCUCGUAAAAAAACAAACAAAAUGGUAAAGAAUCUGCAAAGUGCCACCCGAUGCACCGCAGAGAGGAAUAACAACAACUUUUGCUUUUACAUUGGCUUUGACUUCCCUUGUCAGCCACAGUUGUGUCAUACUACCUUUAGAAUACUACUUCUUUGGUAUGUAUCUAUCCUGCGCCUUCCAAGUUGCUCCCAGAAACUCCUGUCAUUGCUACUCUGCCAUCAUCCCUGCUGGUGUCCCCGACCAAUCAACUGUGUCCAGCUCCUCUCUCAUGCCUCUGUAAUUCCCUCUACUUAAUGUACUACGGAUACAUUUGACUUUAGAUUCUCCUCAAACUGCAGGGUGAAUUCUAUCCUAUUAUGAUCACUGUCUCCUAAGGGUUCCUUUACCUUAAAGCUCUCUAAUCAAAUCCAGUUCAUUGCACAACGCCAAAUCCAGAAUAGUUGAUCCCCUAGUGGACUCAACCACAAGCUGUUCUAAAAAGCCAUUUCAUAGGCAUUCUACAAAUUCUCUCUAUUGCAAUCCAAAAUCAGCACCAAGCAAAUAUUCCCAAUAUACCUGCAUUUUGAAAUUCGCCCAUCACUAUCAUAACAUCGCCAUUUUGACAUGCAUUUUCAAUCUCCCAUUGUAAUGGUCCACAUCCCCCCAUUCUCUGCACAGUCAAGUGCCCAUCUAAGAGCUGUUGAUAUGCCUCCAUCAUAUUUGCCUCCAUCACCACCCCUGGCAGCGCAUUCCAGGCACCUACAACUCCAUCACUCCUCAUGUUAUAUGCAAGUCCUCUAGUAUCCAAUAUCUCCUGAUAGCACAUGCCCUACAAUGCAGGCAGCACCCUAGUCAACCUCUUCUGCACCCUCUCUAAAGCCUUAACAUCCUUCCUGUAGUGAGGUGACCAGAACUGUACGUAAUACUCCAGAUACAGUGUUAACUAUAUUUUUAUAAAGCUGCAGCACAAAUUCCGAAUUAUUGAACAAAAAGGCAAGUGUCUUCUUUACCACCCUAUCCACCUGUGGGCUUGGAUCCCAAGAUCCUUCUGUACAUCACCACUGUUAGGGUCCUGCAAUUAACUGCGUGACUUUGAUUUAAUAUUUUUUUUAAGGAAACAGAAAACUUAAGUUUAAAGUGUUUAACUUUCCCUUUAAAACUUGUAUCGAGACACCGUCCAUAUAUGGAGACCGCCUCGGUUGCAGUUGACUUAUAUUUAACACAGACUUUAUCAUCAGGACUGGAGCACAAGAUCCAGGCCAAAGAUUUGUCAGCGCAGAUGCGAGGCCUUCUGACCCGUUAAUUUGGCUGCUGCCUCUCUUGAGUCACUAAACCAAGGUUAAAGUGUUCAAGACCAUGCUGCUUUAUUCAGAGAGCAAGGAGCUCCCUCAGCCGCCAACUGCAGGGAAGGUUCUGUGGGCCUCGCUCUGUGCAGACUUUGCAGACAGUGUUCGUUGGUGGAGUGUACCCAAGUCCUGCAAGUUUUGCCUCCAGUCUCUGUGGUAAAACACUGACAAAUUGACCCGACCUCACCAAUAACCCUUUCAUCUAUUUACCAAGGCCACUGACCAAGUGCUGGAGGAUAGAAGGGUGGUAUCCUUCUGACCAAGUAGGUGGUCAGUAUAGACAUAAUGGACUGAAGGGUCUGUUUCAGUGCUGUAAUAAUUAAUAACUUGACUUGUCCAACAAAUACACAGUGUCCCAAUUUGACGCUGCUAAUUAAUUUACAUGCUGCCUUUAAAAUGAAGAGUUGUCCGAGUUUCAAACCCUCUGUUCCCACGGUUACACACAUGACAGUCACACCCAAAAUUUUUCUGAAAGUGUCCCAGUUUUAACCAGAACACAUUCAAUAUGCAUGAAUCAUCAGAACUUCCUGACCACUCAGGCUCACUUUAACCUGCCUUCCCUCCACAAGAGCUGAUCUCAAAACAUAUUCACAGUGGGGACAUGAGAGGCUGCAGAAGGUGGAGCCUGUUGCAAUAGAAAACCUGCUGGAGGAACUCAGUGGGUCAAGCAGCAUGUGUGGGAGGAAGGGGAUAAAUCCUGAUGCAGGCUUUUGACAGUUCCUCUCCCUCCACAGAUGCUGCUCAACUGGCAGAGUUCCUCCAGCAGAUUGUGAAUUCACAAUAGGAUUGCUUUGUAUUAUUGAGACACUACCACUUCCCCACCAGGACCAGGCAUGAAGCAAAGACAUUCAAUGUUAGUUCACCAAAUCUUGCUGGUGUGAAAGCAAAAUAUUGCUCAAAAGCUUCAGGUUGGUGUGGUCAGAGGGAGAAGCACCGCACAUUUUACAUUCACUCUCUCCAAAGAUGCUGGUCGACCUGCUGAGUUUUAUUCCCAAUUCUCAGCACCCAAAAAAGAAGCAACAUAACUCUCUUCUGCAUCACCUCUCUGCACCUCUCCAGUCUUGAGAGGGGAAUCAAUACUCAGAUAUGUGUAAAAAAAAUUCUUCUUUUAAGCAAUUGUAGAGGUUGUAUGCAUGAGCAUAUAUCACAAAGGACAAAGAUAAGGAAGCAGCUAAUUUAAAGUUGUGUUCUUGAUUUUGUUUUCUCUCUGCUACCUGGCCUCUUUAAUGCUUUUUUUCUUUUUGCCCUCCAUUUAAUAGGUAGCUUUAAGAUGCAGAUAUAUUUACAUAUACGUAUGUACAGUAUGUGUGCGUGAGUGUGUGUGUGUGCGUGUGCAUGCGUGUUUUUUUUUGAAAAGACUAAUGCGAGCCAUUGAACAUUCUUCUAAAGCUUUGCUGGGAGUUUAGAAAUGGUGUUGGCAGGGACUAGGGAAGUUAGAGAGAUUGCUUCGUUAUAUUGCUGACUUAAAAAAAAUCAAUUUAACUCUUAGUAGAAAUGAAACACAAAGAAACUGCUUUAAAUGAAAUGUUUCAAUUGAACACUUUUAUAGAUUUUUAGAGAGGGAUGCCAUGUCUUUCCUUUUUAAAUGUGUUGAUGAGGAUAGUUUUGUUGAUGCGAACAGUCAUGCAUUAUUCUGUUUUGUGCUGAAAUAGUUUUUAUUUGAAUUGUUUUUAUUUUUUGUUAGGGAGAGUGGAUGUGCUUGUAUUGAAGCUCUCACUUCCAUUUUCUAAAGUGAAUGUUGUUCUUUAGUGUUGAGUCAGGCAUCAAUUUUGGAUGAAAAAUAUAUUGUGCUUGCUAGGUCCCCCACAGCGAGAUGAGAAGGCCCUCUCAGUACACUGGCCCCACCCUUUGGUUCCCAUUAAAGGCAGCCAGGUUGGGGAAGAAGGGUGUUCAGGGCAGUAGGAGAAUAGAUGGGUUGGGGAUGGCCUCUGUAUGCUGAGACUAGUUCAGCCUAACUGGCCCAUUUGGACUGUAGACGUACUGAGGAGGCACAUAACAUUCUCUCUGAGCCGAACAUUGAAUGAGACCUAUCGGCUCCAGACCAGAUGCAACUUCCUUCUGGAAUGGUGCACAGACUGACAUCAAGGGAAGGAGAUGGGGCAGUGACUAUUCACCAUCCCUCCAUGUAAGUGCUAUUCAAACCAAUAGUUAUCUCGUACCACUGCAGACCCCCUUCUCGCCUGACAUCACCAUCUCACCCCCUCCCGGUCUGUCAAACAUGCCCCUUCUUUUAUCACCCUGACACCAGCUCCUGGUCACAGGGACAUGACGUUGUCCCCCCAGUGGACGGGGGGUGGGGGGGGGGCUUAUGUAGUCGCCAUACAAGGUGGCCACCAACAGGUGUGCAUCAUCACAAUCAGCUGCCACUCAGCGCCAAGCAUGCAGAGACUUCCUUGUUGAGCUGGGAGUCAGGCAGUCGUGGUAGCCAUCAGGGCCUCUUUCCCAGAACAGUACACUGCAACCACCCCCUCACCCUACCUCUCCCCCAAGCCUGGUCAUACAGUUACUGCAAACAACUCUACGCAAAAUUGGUGCCUAAUUUCCAGUCGGAUGCAAGGCAAUUGGCUGGUUACCCUUAGAGUGUUCUAUUUACCAAAGAUUCACCCAUCCAUUUCCAUCUACCAGUCACUGAGGAAGCUUUAUCUCCACACUCCAUUAUACAGUUUUUGCCUGCAUGUUACUGGACUGCUUUACUGUGUGUUUCCUCUGGAUCCAGGAGCACUAUCGUGUACAGUAUCCGCUGCUACGGUCACAACCAUGAAGGAAAUGUACUGUCUUUGGUUGUGCAACCACAUACUCAGACACACAAACCGCAAGAACUCACAUGAACACACACACACACCACAAAAAUGUAAAGUGCACAUACCACAAAAACUUACGUAAUACACACAUGUCACACACACAAGAAUUUACAUAGAACACACACACACCACAAAAACUCACAUGAAUACACACUCAUAUGCACCACAAAACCUGAUGUAAUACACAUAAAUUAUAGUCACACAAAAUUCUACAUGAAUACACAGCACAAAACUUACAUAAUGUUUACACAUCACAUGCACACAUACUAACAUACAUUUCACACACACCACAACUUGUGUGAAUACACACCUCAAACACAUACACAGUCAUACAAUUGACUGCACAAACUUGCCUGAAUACACAAAGAUUCACCUUCAGACAAAUGUACACAUCCUCACACCAAGGUGUGUUUUGAAACUAUGAAAUUGCUGAUUGAGUUCUGGGUUUGGGGUUUUGAAUAUUCAGAUUGGCCACUUAACCACAGCCCAAGGCACAAGCUCAACUAACUCAGCAGCCCAGUUUGCUGGGUUGUUUGUUGCUGUUGGUGCAAUUUUGGGGUAGGCUGGGGGCAGAGCUACAAGAGUGAGCACUUGUUGCUGGAGGUUUUUCCCUUCCCCUGAUCCUGGAUGUGAAAGAUCCAGUCACCCCUAAUGUCAUGUCCAGCUUUCACUUCACUAAUAUCAGAUGUGACUUGGCCUCCACAGCUGCCUGUGGCAAUGAAUUCCACAGAUUCACCAUUCUCUAGCUAAAGAAAUUCCUCUUCAUCUCCGUUCUAAAUGGACGUCCAUCUUUUCUGAGGCUGUGCUCUCUGGUUCUAGACCCACCCACAAGAGGAAACAUCCUCUCCAUGCCCACUUGAUCCAGACAUUGCAAUAUUCGAUAGGUUUCAGUGGGAUUCCCCCUCAUUUUUCUGAACUCCAAUGUAUAUAGGCCCAGAGUUUCCUCCUAGGUUAACCCUUACAUUCCCAGAAUCAUUCUCGUGAAUCUCCUCUGGACCUUCUCCAAUACCAGCACCUCUUUUCUUAGAUAAGGGUCUCAAACUGCUCACAAUACUCCAAAUGCAUUCUGACCAAUGCCUUAUAAAGCCUCAGCAUUACGUCCUUGCACUUAUAUUCUAGUCCUCUCAAAAUGAAUGCUAACAUUGCAUUUGCCUAUCAUACUACUAGCUCAACCUGUAAGUUAACCUUCAGGGGGAUCCAUGACAGUUUGCAACUCUGAAUUUUGAAAUUUCUCCCCAUUUAGAAAACAAUCUAUGGCUUUCUUCCUUCUACCAGAAUGCAUGACCAUACACUUUCCUACACUAGAUUUCAUCUGUCACCUCUUUGCCCAUUCUUUCAAUCUGUCUAAAUUGUUCUGCAGACUACCUGCCCCUCCACCUAUCUUCAAAUUAUCCACAAACCUGGCUAAAAAGCCAUCAAUUCUAUCAUCCAAAUCAUUGGCAUAUAACAUGAAAAGAAGUGGUUCCAACACAGACCGCUGCAGAACACCACUAGUCACCACACCAACAGCCAAUCCAAAAAGACCCCCUUAAUUCCCACUCUUUGCCUCCUGCCAGUCAGCUAAUCUUCUAUCCAUGCUAGUAUCAUUCCUGUAAUACCAUGAGCUCUUAUCUUGUUAAGCAGCAUCAUGUGCAGCACCUUGUCAUGGGUCUUCUGAAAAUCCAAAUAAACAAUAACCACUGACUCUCCUUUGUCUAUCCUGCCUGUUAUUUCCUCAAAGAAUUCUAAUGGGUUUGUCAGGUGAGAUUUCCCUUUAAGCCUUCAGCCUAUUUUAUCAUGUGCCUCCAAACACCCCAAAACCUCAUCCUUAACAAUGGACUCCAAAAUCUUCCCAACCACUGAGGUCAGGCUAACUGGCCUAUAAUUUCCUUUCUUUUGCCUCUCUCCCUCCUUGAAGAGUGGUGUGACAUUUAUAAUUUUCCAGUCCUCAGGAACCAUUCCAGAAUCUAGUGAUUCUUAAAGAUCUAAUGCCUUCACAAUCUCUUCAGCUGCCUCUUUCUGAAUCCUGGGGUGUAGUCCAUCUGAUCCAGGUAACUUAUCUACCUUCAGACCUUUCAGCUUCCCAAGCACCACCUCAUUUGUAAUAACAACUACACUCACUUCUGCCCCUGACACUUGAAUUUCUGGCAUACUGCUAUUGUCUUCCAUAGUGAACUACAUUAACUUCAUAUUUCAGCUUUUCCCCCUUAUGGCAUUUUUAGUUGCCUUCUGUUGGUUUUUAAAAGCUUCCCAGUCCUCCAACUUCCCAUUAAUUUUCACUAUAUUAUAUGCCCUCUCUUUUGAUCUUAAUGCUGUCUUUGACUUCCCUUGUCAGCCAUGGUUGCCUCAUCCUCCCUUUAGAAUACUUCUUCAUCUUUGGAAUGUAUCUGCCCUGCACCUUCUGAAUUGCUCCCAGAAUCUUGCUGUGCACCUGCUGUGAGUUACUAUGAGGCACGAGACAAAAGUGAGUUUCAGCUUCUGGAAUCAAAGAUUGAGUGGUUAAUAUUUUAGAACAUAGAACACUACAGCACAGUACAGCCCUUUGGCACAUGGUACUGUGCCAAGCUUUUAACCUCCAAGAUAAUUUUAACCCUUUCCUCCAACACAGCCCAUAUCCUUCCAUUUUGCUUUCAUCUAUUUGCCUAUCUGAGUCUCUUAAAUCUACCACCUCUCCUGGCAGUGUGUUCCCUGCACUUACUACUCUCUGUGUAAAAAUACCUACCUCUGACAUCCCACCUAUACUUUUCUCCAAUCACCUUAAAAUUAUUACCUGGAAAAAAGCUGGCCAUCUUUAUAUAACCAAGCUUCUAGAGUUGCCUCCAACUCAAAAGAGUUAACUCAGCAUCCUUCAUUUGUUAAGUUGUAGCUCUUAAAAGCUGGCCCAACUACUAUUCCCUGGCCAAUACCUUCCCUUGCUGGCUGCUUCAGUGUGUAUUUGACCUACAAUGUUUUCCAAUCUCGCCAGCACAGGCCACGAUCAACUUCACUGAGCGUAACCUUCUGCCAUUUAUAAAAUAGGGCUACACACAGGCCUGAAUCACCUGGGACUUUCUGUCCCCAAGAAAGCGGGGAGUUUCUUCUUGUGCCAGAUUCUUCCCCCAAGUUUAAACGUGAGAAGAAUUUCAUAGUUUCAGAAAACACGAUCUGCUGCUGCUAAGCCACUGGGAGACCUGAGUUUGUCUUCAUCUGACGACCAUCAUGUAAACAUUACUGCUUCUUGUUUUUUUGGUUCUGCUCUGUUACUCCCUGGUCACAAAAUUGAGUGCUUUAAACAGGUGACAGAUUUGAACUUUAGUAAAACCGACAAUGGAAUUGUUUGUGACGGUUUUAUUCUGUAUCUAAAUACUGUCAACAUACUAGAAAAUAGUGAGGUGCCGCCAUAUCAGGAUACAAAGGCUUGGGGGAGGUGGGAAGGGAACAAGAUUGGGGCAACUGGCACCUUUUUUGGUAUUGGCAAUGGGCUGAUAUGGAUGCAGCUAAGCAGGAUCAGGCUCUGGAGGACAACAUUGAACGCUAUCGAGAAAAGGAAUAACAACCAAGAGCUUGGGGAGCAAGCCCUGAGUCUAAAUCUCCUUGGUCAUAUACCGUUACCACCAGAGAGAGCCAGGAGGUGGUUUUCCUGGCAUCUCUUCACAGUGCCCUCAGUCUGAGGUGUGUGUGAAUGAAAAUAUCGCUAUGGACGAAUGCAUGAGGGACUGGAAGAGUGAAUGGAAAAUGUGAGUGGAGAAAAAAGGUGAGUGAGAAAGAUCAGAGAGAAAAAAAGUGAGGCAAGAAAGGGAGAGUGAGUGGAGAGAAAAAGGAAGUGCGUGUGAGGGAAGAAAUUCUGGGAGAUGAUUGUGCAGAAUAAGGAAACGGUGUGGGACUGAGGGAGUGUGGUGAGUGAGUACGGGCAAUGUGCAAUAAGUGAGUAGAGGGAGUGUGAACGGGCGGUAUGUGUGUGUGUUGUGAGUGCGAGUGAGGAGUUGCAUGUGAGUAUGGGGCGUGUGAACAGGAGUGAGCUGUCAGUGUGUGGGUAGUGAGUAGGAGUUGGGCAUUGGGAGCAAGGCACCACGAGACUGGGGUUUACACCUCUGGAGCUGUGUGAUAUUAAUGUCAUAACUCACCUUGUUACUGCACCUGGCAAGGAACAGAAGGGGGGAAAAACCCGCAGGCCUCUGACACCUGACCAGAGCAGAAAUGCCUGGGAGAAACAGAUGUAUUUUGGCCUUUCAGCAGUCAGUCUGUUCAUCUCUUCUUUGCCACGCAUACUCUAAGGGUGCAGAAGCAUUCAGAACUUUAAAGAUAGUGAUCUGUGAAAAGUCAGAACUGAACUGCGGAUACUGUAUAGGAAAAUUUGAAAAUAACACUUGACCAUGCAUCUGAACACAACACUUCCUAAAAGAAAUAUUAAUGAUCAGCAGAAUGUAAACAUUUAAUGCAGACUGCAGGGAAUAUCUAGUUCUGAAGAACACAUGCAGGGUAGCUUUGUUCAGGUAUGAAUUGAGGACUGCAAUGGUGGCCCUGUGCUCUCUGCUGGUAAUCCCAGAUCCUACAUCCUGGGAAAAUGGCUGCCGCAGGAGCUCAGGAGAACUGAGGGAACUUGGAGGAUUCACUGAGGCAGCAGAGGGAAUUCCAUGAGAAACUCAGGAAUACAAAAGUUCCUUGUAAAUGGUAGGCACACUGGAAUAAUGCAAUGUCUUGACUUUAUUUCAAUAGCAAGAGAGAGAAUAGAAAUUCUAUGAACCAGUUUUUCUCUGAUAUCAUGAAUGUUAACACUUGGAUGCUUGCAAGCACCUAAUUUAAAGUGUUGGUGAGUUACAUAAACCCCACAGCUGUUGACAAAAUGGAAUCAACUGAGGGAACAUCUGGCAACAGUGGGUCCGGACCAGAAAUUGGAGCCAUCAAUGCAAACUUAUUGUGCAAAUCACCCAUUAAAAUGAUUUCACUAGUGAUCAUUUCUGAGUGUAAUU
Molecule: messenger RNA, 15679 nt
Organism: Mobula hypostoma (lesser devil ray)
Lineage: Eukaryota; Metazoa; Chordata; Chondrichthyes; Myliobatiformes; Myliobatidae
Product: RNA-binding motif, single-stranded-interacting protein 2-like
Exons: 14
Coding region: 763-1977 (404 amino acids)
Cellular component (GO): cytoplasm; cytosol; nucleus
Molecular function (GO): poly(U) RNA binding; mRNA 3'-UTR binding; poly(A) binding
Source: RefSeq, a predicted model, not a curated record